Molecule: messenger RNA, 5168 nt
Organism: Anopheles bellator
Lineage: Eukaryota; Metazoa; Arthropoda; Insecta; Diptera; Culicidae
Exons: 3
Coding region: 1853-2617 (254 amino acids)
Source: RefSeq, a predicted model, not a curated record
CCGAAGAGCAGCAACCUGUGAGCCCGUCUUGGCUCACCUGGUUUUAUAUUACAAUGCACAGAGUGUGUGAGUGCUUGAAACAAGUAUUGUGGCAAGCUUCGAGAUUGUGAACAAUUAUCCGCGGUUACCUAACAGUAUGAUGACAGGGUUUCGCGCUGAAUGACACGGGUUGACAAAUCCCAGGGGCAGCAAGAAUAGUGCAGUUAUCGUUAGAAGAGAAAAGCAUAGAAAUGUGCUCUGGUUUUGUAGUGACCAGAGAAGGUAUAGUGCUUUCUGUGAUUUCUAUUGCUUGGUUCAACAAAAGGAUAGCAAACUGUAUCACAUACAAAACCACAUAAGCAAGCACAUUCAAUUUGACACAAAAUUGCUAAUCUUGUGUAAAUUGGUCAUUGUGUACUAUCUACGAAGUGUACUUGCAACAGUCUUUGCACAGGGCACGGUGAGACGAACACGAAAUUGUAUUGUUUCAGUGCACGAAGCCAAAAGCUGGUUAUCUCAAAGCCAAAGGGCACAUAAAUCACCAGCGGUGGCCAACGUAGGAGACUUGGUUGUUCAAAUGGCAAAUUGCCAUGCACGCGACUACAACGUCACGGAAGCCAUACAACUGAACUAAUUCCUGAGCGGUUUCAAUUUCUGUACAAUGCGAACACGUUGCACGAUUUGAAACAAGUACUAGCUGUAACGGGAAGGUUCUUAAGAAGCAGCCGUUCCACUGCAACACCAUUUCAAUGUGUAUCAAACCCUUCUUUCUACGAUCUACAACAUGUUCAACCACAAAGCACUUCAUUUGCUGUACUUCGAAACGAGCCAAACCGAAAGCAACAUAGUCGUUCUACUGCACGCAGCAACGUGCUAGAAAUUACUUUGGAAACUUUGAACUCACCAACGGCGAGCGCACGUGCGUUCAGCAGCGCUGCUUUUACGGCAAAAUUACAUCGCAGAAAGUCAGGUCAGUCUUUUCAGGAUCUCAGCAGCGAACGGCAUUUGAGUGGUCAGUGCAUGCCAAACAACAAAACGUCAACGUUGUUACAAUCGGAAGUAGAAAAAAUACUGCGUUCGUAUCAUAAACAUAGCAUCCAGUGGCAUCUCGAAUACCUUCAAAGCUGCCAGCUCCAAGCAGAGACCAUUCACCACAAAUUUCGGACGUCAAGAUUAUUCUCUGCCAAUGGUCAUAUCGAUACCCGACUUCUAAACCGGGAGCAUUGCGGUGAAACUUUACGUUGCGACUGCACAAUCUAUUUAGAGGAGGUACACAGCUUCGACCAGAUCAAGCAUAUUAGCAUGAGCAACUUUUCUCAUGGCCCCCUCAGUGAAGAAAAGCAACAACAAUUAAACAACCUUCUCGACAGCUUAUACCAACUAAACCUGGAAUCUGUGGGGAAGAACGGUUUACCGCAUUCGGAUGUUCCAAAAAUAAUUCUCACCGAUUAUUCUACGAAAGGUGGUGGUGGGAAGCCAAGUGAUGUUGGCAAAAGUGAGUGCAACAACAACAAUCAUACACAAAACGCUGUAUGUGAUACUGAUGAUGACACUAGCAAUACAAUAUACAGUGGCCAAAUGGCAAACAGCAACACUAAGAAUUGCUUUCUGAAAAUACCAGAAUUUACUGAUUCAAAGCAGCAAACCGGCGUAUUGCAAAUCCCCUUCGGAUAUUGUAGUGAAGCACGUCCACCAUAAAACGAAGUGAAGUGACACGCAAGUUAACGGAUUGUUGGCAUCGCAAAAACUUUGAUGCAGUUCAAAAGUUCAUAAGAAAGUAACGAACUUCUUCCUUUUCUGAAAAAAGAGCACAGUGAAACUAGAAAGGGACGGUACAACUGAACUCAGUUUUAAUGAUAGCAUUUAAAAAAGCAUGGUUUCAAUUAUGGAUGUAGAAUCAAACAGACCAAGCUGUGAUAACCGUGUAAUACUAUCACAAAGUGCAGUCAGCCAGAAAUCGAUAGACCUCGAUCUUUCACCGAAAUCAACUAACUCUGCUACGAAGGACGAAGAAGAAUUGACCGAUUUGUCGGCGUUAACUGGAAGUGACCAACAGCAGCAUCUGAGCCACAGUAAACUCAGCACAACGCUGGUAGCAACCCCGGCAGUUAGUGCAAGCUGCAGCAACAGCAUCAUCAGCGCAACCAAUUCCACCAAUGCUACUGAAACAGAUCUUGCCAAGAGAACAAUGAAGUUAGAUCUGGUAGAUACUUCCAGCAAUCCAGUUCGAUCGAUGAGCACAGCAUCCUCUAGUGCAAGUGCAGCCAGCACUACUCAAUCAACAACUUCCACUUCCGUGGUGACAACAACUACAACCGCCAUCAUCAUGAAACAUCGUAAAUUGAAAGAACGUACUUUUAGCGAUGACAUUGGGUCUCCAAAAUCUCCCGCAUCUACAUCAGGCGCUGGGCGUGUUUUUGGGAUGUUAACGAUACUGUCAAAUCAAACCAUGAUCACUACGCAAGUAGAAGUAGUGGACGAUCGUAAAGCUCUACGGGACGCGCUGUAUCAAGGGAUCUUCCAUCGUCACCGGCGGACUAUCUUUGCUGUGGGCAGUUUCCUACGAAUGUUGAAAAGCAGAAACUCGUCCUACAACACGAUUCGCAGCUCAUCUGAAGGAGAAGACGACACACGAUAAUGAACAAAACACUUUAUCUAAUGCAUUCCAUUGUCAAACUUAAACUAUAUAAUUAUCGAUCAAUCAAUUUCUUCGCAGUUUCCGUUAAUACUGUUAUAUACUGUUUACUGCGUUAUUCUUUGGCAGCUAAAAUGCUCACAUAUUAAUCCCACCGAAAGAAGUAAGUGUUUAAUUUUGUGCUUUCUAAAAGCAUAAAUGCGAAUUUAAACAAACCGAAGUUGUGUGCCCACAUGUUAGGAUUCCGCCAUGCACCAAACGCUUACCACGAACAAUUGCAAAACAUGGAAUAUGUUUUGCUCCCUGUCAUCAAAGAUUUUAUUUAUAUAAUUCUCUUACGUAUUUUUGUUAAUAAAACGACAGGUUUUACGAACAGGUUAUUACGACAGGUAAACGAAUAAAACGAAUAUUAUAUUACACGGCGUGUUUGUGAUAAACCGUUAUGUCGACAAACCACAUUCCAUACUUAAAUAAAUCAAGUAAAACUCCGAUGCUCACGAAUCUAGCUUCAGAGUUCAAAACUCGCUUGAUUCCUCAUUGCUUUUGAGAUGGUUGAUCAAGGACAAGAGCUUAUUUCCAUUAUGCAUUCCUGCAUUCCACGUGGUAGAAUAACAGCCAAUUGAAUGGACUUAAAAUAAUUACUUAUACUAACAUUGCUAUUCCAAAGGACGUUGAAGUAGGUUUUAGAAAACGAAAGUUCAGUUCCUCACAUGCUUCAAAUGCAUAGGACUAACAGACCAAUUCUAAAAUGAGUGAUAAUAAUUGAAAAGUAUCAUGCUUAGGCAUCGUUUAUUCAUUUCUUCGACUACAACCAUCAACACUUUUGACUUUAUAACUUUAAAAGAGCGACCAAACACACUAUUUGCCCUGUCGUUUGAAACCAGUUCAAAACUAUUGGUUAUGAAUCCAUAAUGCUUUAGAACAGAACAUACGAUAGAAAGCGUGUACAAUGAGAGAUGAGUCAUUGAGCAAAGUUACUACAUGUUUUGUUCUUUUUAACUCUUACAGACAAUUUACGAUUACUUAGUUGAUUACGUCGCAUGAUCUUAGUAAAAAUCUGUGUAAACCAUGCAACCCCUAUUACCAACGCAAAUGCUUUUCCUUUGCCUAUUUAGAAUUUUUCCCUUUAGUUUGCAUUGCAAAUAAACUUGUCACACGCGAAAGAAACAUGAAAAGGCAAUGAUCGGAAAUAAGAAAAAAAAUGCAUAGAAAAGAACGAAUGAAACAAGAACAUUACCGAUUCAAUAUUAACUGCCAAUUGAAUACAAUCAAGAAGAAGUUGUGCGAGAAGUUAACAGACCAGCUUGGAACGAAAGAUUAGAAGCGACGGAGAAUGGAAUUAGUUAUUAUUAUAAGUAUGGAAAUUCAUUCCAGCUGAACAAAUCCAACGUAAGAUUUUUAUGCCAAAAGCAACAUUGAAUUAUCAAACAUCGCAAGUGACAGAUGACCAACAAAAAAGAAAAAAUAUAAAACGAACAGUUACGAUGCAGACCUUCUACCAAAAAUGUAUUUUCAAGAAAAACCUUUUACCAAAUAUGAAGACGAAUUGCCUAUACCUCCUACAAAUGGGUUCAGCUUGUGUGUUAUAAUAGUUAUCGUAGUUAUAAUAUUGCAUAGCAGUGUAAACAAGAAUUGCAUAUAAGGGAUGAACAUUUUGCGACAAGAAAGAUGUAAGGUUGCGCGCGACUUUAACUCACGGCUACCUUACUAUCUACAGCGCAUGUUGUAAUUUAUUACUUACAUUAAUCCGAAAGAACGAGCUCUCUUGGUCGCUACGCCUGUCUCAUUGUUGUCGAUUUUUAUACAAAAAAGGUGUCUGCUGAUCAUAGGAGAACUCAACGAACAUUUAAAAUAAAGUAAAUUAAUAGUGAAUGAUAUGUGGUGCAUAGUUAAAUUAGUUUUAAACGCAGUGAAGAAGAACACAGGCACCUCAACGGGUUCACGCAAGGGCAAAUAAAUUAAGACACAAAAACUACAAGCACUAUGGCGGAAUGAGGCCGCCUAUGCUUAUCGUCGAGAAUGAGCAAGAAGACGUGGUUUAGGUAUAUGCAACAGUAGAGCACAUUAACAUAAAAACAUAGGUCACGUAGCAAACAAUUGGAUAAAAACGUUGCUAUACAGCCAUGGUAGACUGAUGAAGAUCACGACGUGCAUUUAGCGAACUGUCUAGCUGAAUGAAAGAGUUUAAAAGAAAAAAAGAGAAUGUAACAUACAUGCAUAGGCAAGCAUGUUAGCUCAUAUAACGGAACAAACAAAAAUAAAAGGCCGAAUGUGUGUGGUUUUCAAAGUUGGCAGGUAUUCGAUUUUUUACAUUAAAAAUGUGUUUAAAAGUGUUUCGGAAAAAAACAGUCCACAAUUUUGAUGAUCGUUUCGUGCAUUUGAAAAUAUAUGAAGACAUUUUUGUUUUUACCGCGACAGCUCGAGCUGCAUUUCAAGGUUUGUUUGUCGAACAUUAUUAUGAUAACAAUCAGUAUUCAAAUGAACACUGUCUGCACUUGAUUUGUUACCGAUAUUGUUUAAUUCAUUUCCAACGAUGUAUUGAAUAAACGUGAAC